Messenger RNA from Dothidotthia symphoricarpi CBS 119687, 1279 nucleotides. RefSeq names its product vacuolar protein sorting-associated protein 26. The transcript is spliced from 4 exons. The coding region runs from base 222 to 1157 and encodes 311 amino acids. NCBI's taxonomy places the organism in Eukaryota, Fungi, Ascomycota, Dothideomycetes, Pleosporales, Dothidotthiaceae. Gene Ontology annotation, cellular component: endosome; retromer complex. Gene Ontology annotation, biological process: retrograde transport, endosome to Golgi; intracellular protein transport. The record is from RefSeq and is a predicted model, not a curated record.
CAUCUCCGCGCGCAUACACGAGUGAUGCUGUGGCCGGUAAUGCUGAACGAUGGGCGAUGAUUUGUUUUCAAGUCAAGACGACACGGCUGCUGCUAUGAUGUAAGUCUGCAUGGAUGAUGGGGGUUGGGCCAUGGCUACGGCACGUGACGACGCACGGACUAAAUUGAACGACAUCAUCGUGUCGCAGGCAGCUGCACCGUCCAGGAACGCGCCAGGUCACCAUGUCCUACUUCUUCUCCACCCCCGUCGACAUUGACAUUGUGCUCGAGGACCUCGAUGAUCGCUCUGCCGUUGAUGUCAAGCUAGAGAAAAGCCGUAAAGAAAAGGUGCCACUGUACCUUGAUGGCGAGUCGGUUAAGGGCCAGGUCACCGUACGGCCCAAAGAUGGCAAGCGUCUGGAGCACACGGGCAUCAAGGUGCAGUUCAUAGGCACAAUCGAAAUGUUCUUCGACCGCGGCAACCACCACGAGUUCCUCUCCCUCGGCCAGGAAUUGGCUGCACCCGGCGAGCUGCAGCACCCGCAAACCUUCGAGUUUAAUUUCAAGAACGUCGAAAAGCAAUACGAGUCGUACAAUGGCAUCAACGUCAAGCUGCGCUACUUUGUGCGCGUCACUGUGUCGCGCAGGAUGGCGGAUGUGGUGAGAGAAAAGGAUCUCUGGGUCUACUCGUACCGGAUACCGCCCGAGACGAACAGCUCCAUCAAGAUGGACGUGGGAAUUGAGGACUGUCUACACAUUGAGUUUGAGUACUCAAAGUCGAAAUACCACCUCAAGGACGUCAUUGUAGGCAGGAUAUACUUCCUCCUCGUGCGGCUGAAGAUCAAGCAUAUGGAGUUAUCCAUCAUUCGGAGAGAGACGACCGGCGCAGCCCCCAACCAGUACAACGAAAGCGAGACAUUAGUCCGGUUCGAGAUCAUGGAUGGCUCGCCCUCGCGAGGAGAGACGAUCCCUAUCCGGUUGUUCUUGGGCGGCUUUGACCUGACACCCACCUUCCGCGAAGUCAAUAAAAAGUACUCAACACGAUACUACCUCAGCUUGGUCCUCAUUGACGAAGACGCGCGACGAUACUUUAAACAGUCGGAGAUUGUUUUGUUCAGACAAGCGCCAGAAGGGCUGACUUUGGCUCAAGAACAGAACAAGCUCAUGGCAGUGUCAUGAAGGAUAGCUACAGACUCUUCUUGAUGCAUCAGUAGGCAAGCCAUCAUUACGCUCGCGAUAGGUUCCAAAUACUGCCAAGUUAAUGGAGUAGCCUCGUCUCGAACCUUGGCAGACGGUUCCUG